AUGACACCCUCUCGACUCCGUGUCUCAGAGCCAACUCAACUGGUAGCUGAACCUUAUUUCAGCACCGCUGACAGAACAGCAUCUUCUGGGCAGCAGGGUAGCUUAAUAGUGCAGGAUAGCUCCAGAAACAGAAAACCCUGGGAUGAAGAUGCUGAUAUGAUGAAUUACAUUGAAACCGAGCUGAAGAAAAGGAAGGGAAUUGUGGAAAAUGAGGAACAGAAAGUGAAGCAGAAGAACCCAGAGGGCUGUCUGUAUGAGCUGCCUGAGAGCAUUUGGGUCUCUUCAGCUAAGAAGACUGAGGAGAUGCUGUCCAAUCAGAUGCUGAGCGGCAUUCCAGAGGUGGACCUCGGAAUUGAAGCUAAGAUCAAAAACAUCAUUUCCACCAAGGAGGCCAACACACGAUUGCUGGCUGAGGAGCAGAGCAAAAAGAAAGACAGCAAAACCUCCUUUGUCCCAAUGAACAUGGCCGUCAACUACGUCCAGCACAACAGAUUUUAUCACGAAGAGCUGAAUGCACCAGAGAAACAAAGAAGAGCCCAAGCCCGUCCCCUCAGGGUGGGAGACACUGAGAAACCAGAACCUGAGAGGUCCCCACCAAAUCGCAAACGCCCCCCAAAUGAGAAGGCAACCGAUGGCUAUCACUAUGAGAAGUUCAAGAAGAUGAACCGGUGGUACUGAGGCUGGCUUUUCUGGAACGCAAAAAUUCCUCUUCAGACAUUAAGCGCAAAUGCACAGGG
This is a messenger RNA of Lacerta agilis (Sand lizard), 737 nucleotides long. Its product is annotated as telomere length and silencing protein 1 homolog. Gene Ontology annotation, cellular component: spliceosomal complex. Lineage: Eukaryota; Metazoa; Chordata; Lepidosauria; Squamata; Lacertidae. The coding region runs from base 1 to 678 and encodes 225 amino acids. Gene Ontology annotation, biological process: mRNA splicing, via spliceosome. The transcript is spliced from 3 exons. The record is from RefSeq and is a predicted model, not a curated record.